This is a messenger RNA of Salvelinus sp. IW2-2015, 6876 nucleotides long. NCBI's taxonomy places the organism in Eukaryota, Metazoa, Chordata, Actinopteri, Salmoniformes, Salmonidae. The record is from RefSeq and is a predicted model, not a curated record.
CUGGAUUGGAUCUGACGGAGCAAGUGACAAUGUAGCGGAGUCUGGCUUUCACGUCGGAGUUGGAAAAUAUUGCAUCAAAUUAUACAAACUUUUAUGUAGUUUUAUAAUUCACAUAUAUUUGUGAUGAGUAGGUUAUGUGUUCACUGGACAUAAGAGGAGUACUAAGAUUGGCUUUCUGUGGGAGACUGACUCAAAAUUACUUUCCUUGAGUUAUUGGAAGGCUAUGAUUACUUUUGCUUGGACCUUGGAGGGCUCUCUGAAAACUGCCACCUUCACAUGUAUUUCCGUUUUCUAACAUGCAACAACAACACUGUGUAAGGUUCUGGCCUGCUGGUUCAUGCGGCUCCAUUCCAGCCUUCUCUGUGCUCUGACCACAGCACCCGCCGAGGCCCUCAAGCACAUAAAUGGUAGCUCCACACAACUCCAACCCCUGACACACUCUGUACAAUAAAAUAUUUAGCAAAUAAAGACUGAAAGAAAGUUGAACAGGAAAUUUAAGCAGCAAAAGAGAUUUUCCGUCUCUCAGGCCUCCCUUGACUUGGCAUCCGUAACCGGACUGGGAGUUGAGACAGCUGAUUUGAGGCUGUGAGUGUCCUCCCAUCUACUGCUUCACAUUCCCUCACCUGUCAGCUGUGUGUGUUUCUGUGAGGACAGUAACUCUGAGGUAGGUUGAUGCGGCUGUGCCUUAGCAUGGCGCUGUGAGGAAGCCGCUGCCUGGACUCUGGACGGACGCCAGUGAAGCGCUUACACACCUUGGACCAUCAUGGGGAAGGAGCAGGACCUACUGCAGGCCGUCAAGAGCGGAGACCUGCCCUCCACUCAGAAACUACUGGCCAAGCUCAAAGCCAGCCGAAACAAGUUGUUGGGCUCCACGAAGAGACUGAACGUCAACUACCAGGAUGGAGAUGGGUUCUCAGCUCUCCACCAUGCUGCUCUGACCGGAACUACAGACCUGCUGUCUGUGCUGCUGGAGGCCCAGGCCACRGUMGARAUCAAGGACAGGAACGGUAUGCGUCCGCUCCACUAUGCUGCAUGGCAGGGCAAGGCUGACUCUGUCCUUAUGCUGCUGCGGGCCGGAGCUGGAGUCAAUGGGGUCUCACAGGAUGGACAUCCCCUGCACCUGGCCGCACAGUACGGACACUAUGACGUGUCUGAGAUGCUGCUGCAGCACCAGUCCAACCCCUGUCUGAUCAACAAAACCAAGAAGACCCCCCUAGACCUGGCCUGUGAGUUCGGUAGAGUCAAGGUUGCUCAGCUGUUGUUGAGCAGUAACAUGGUGGUGGCUCUGUUAGAGGGGAAUAGUAAGGAACCUGCAGACUCAGGCUUCAACACUCCGCUGCACCUCGCCGCACGCAACGGACACAAGGACAUCAUCCAGUUGCUGCUGAAAGCGGGCAUCGACAUCAACAGGGCCACUAAGGCUGGCACUGCCCUGCACGAGGCUUCCCUCUACGGCAAGACGGAGGUGGUCAGACAGCUGCUAGAGGCUGGUAUAGACGUGAACAUCCGUAACACGUACAACCAGACKGCCCUGGACAUCGUGAACCAGUUCACCACCUCUCACGCCAGCAAGGACAUCAAGCAGCUCCUACGAGAUGCUACAGGUGUUCUGCAGGUGAGAGCUCUGAAAGACUACUGGAACAUCCACGACCCCACCGCUCUCAACAUCCGGGCCGGGGAUGUCAUCAUGGUCCUAGAGCAGCACCUGGACGGGCGCUGGAAGGGGCACAUCCACGACAGCCAGAGGGGCACCGACCGGGUGGGCUACUUCCCCCCGAACAUUGUAGAGGUCAUCAGCAGACGCUCAGGGGGCACCCUGUCCCGGCACGCCUCUCUGCCCACCCAGCGCCACCAGCUCCUCUCCAGAGCCCCCCUCUCCUCCAGUCUGAGCUCAGCCCCCCAGACCGACGACUCCUACACACUGUACACCCCCAACAAUCCCCACCUGGCCCUCCCCCACGCCAUCGGCCUCGGCGCCAACCCAGGUCGGCCUCCCAGCAGCCUCUCUCAGCCUGGUUGUCCCCUGGAGGACAURUGGGUGCUCAGGAACUCACACACCGCGGCAGGUGACAGGAACAGUGUAGGGAGUACGGGCAGUGUGGGCAGCACCCGUAGUGCUGGGAGUGGACAGAGCACAGAGAGUAACACUGCCCCCAARGGACAACACCASCAGACCACCGCACUCCCAGACACAGCCAAACCAGCGCCCUCUGCUGGUGACUCAGGGCAAKCAGUCCCCAAUAAACAGCCUGACCUGACUGCAGUGGUUCUGGGUGCUCCUCGGAGGCCGAUGGUGAACAUACAAAGACCAGGGGAACAGCAGUUUGUCUCCCCACAGUUUGUACGUCCUCAGCAGCUACUGGAGGGCAAGGAUGCAGAGGCCAUCUACCAGUGGCUGAGUGACUUCCAGUUGGAGCAGUACACUGGGAACUUCAUCACGGCCGGCUACGACGUCCCCACCAUCAGCAGGAUGACCCCAGAGGACCUGACGGCCAUCGGUGUCACCAAGCCAGGCCACCGCAAGAAGAUCUCAAUCGAGAUAGGAAACCUCAGCAUCCCAGAGUGGCUGCCUGAAUACAUCCCGGCAGACCUGGGGGAGUGGCUGAGUACCAUAGGCCUGCCWCAGUACCAAAGGAAGCUGUCAGAGAARGGCUAUGACUCCAUCAGCAUCGUACGGGACCUGACCUGGGAGGACCUGCAGGAGAUAGGCAUCACCAAGCUGGGCCACCAGAAGAAGAUGAUGCUGGCCGUGAAGAAGCUGUGUGACAUKCAGAGGGCCAUCCUGGCUGCAGAAUCUGMCCAGGGCACGUUGCGCCGCAAGCCCCCUGGAGCCCUUCACCUGGUCACCAUCGAGCCCCCGGACAGCGCCUCCGACUGCCCCUCYCCCCAKACCCCCAAGAUGCUGACCUUCCWGGACAGCGAGCUGAGCGCUGAGCUGCAGACAGCCAUGUCCAGCCACUACCAGGAGGGCCUGGCCAUCAAGAGUGCCGUGGGCAUGUCUCGGAGCCAAGAGAGCAUCGACGCCCGGUCCAGGGGCUCAGGGCGCUCCCAGGACCCCCCCACGGCCUCCAUCACUCCCCACAGCCGCUCACAGGAGAGCCUAGGCAGCAGCAGCACCUCCACCAGCCUCAGUGCUGACAGCAGCCCUGCCAAGGAGAGGAACAUUCCAGAAGGCUGGGACCAGAGGUCCAUACUACAGCAGCAGCUUCCCAAGCAGGUCCCCCUGGGGGCAGCCACKYUGUUCAAGUACCCAGCCAUCCCAGCCAAGCCUAAAGGCCCRGGGUCUCACUCCCUAGGCUCCUCUCCCCAGGGCUCCCCGGCCCAGAGGGGCUUCAGCUACCUCCACUCCCACUGUGGCAGCARCGACCUGGGCCACGGCUCGCCCACCAAGCCCUUGGCACACACCUACCACGCCAUGACCCUGGCCCCGCCUAAGAAGCGCAGCCAGAGCCUGACACGCUAUGCCCUGUCAGACGGCGAACCAGARGAAGASGAUGACGACCUGGCUCCGCCKUCUAGRACCCUAGYGUCCUACGCCACCCUGACCCGCCGGCCCGGACGCAGCCAGCUGGCAGGCAUGCAGACCACACCCGUAAAGUACGGCACUGUGGGACGUAGCCAGUCCUUUGCCGUGCGCGCUCGUAAAAAGGGUCCCCCUCCAGCCCCGCCCAAGAGACUGAGCUCGGUGAGCAGCAGCCCCAGCGUUGGGUCCACUGAGAAUAUGGCGCCCUCUCCUGGGGGGGUGGAGACAGACAGCCCAGGMAGCGUGAGGAGRAUCGCAGCCUGUCUGGAGGCCUCCACUGAGGGGAAGAACCUGUCCAGGCCCAGGCUGGACCUCCUCCAACCAGAGCCUCCCCUCCCCAGCCUCACCCCCUCAGGACUGGAGCCCAGAGAGGCCUCCGCAGGGAUGAGGAGGAGGGUGCAGAGRGAAUYUGUUCCAGCCCAGACCGACAUCCCAGACCAUUACCCAGACCCAGAGCGAGGGGUGAAGUCAGACUCUGAGGAGGAGGAACCUAAGGCACCGGGGUUGGAUGGCUCCUCAUCCCCUCACAAUAGCUCCAGCGAGUGUAUCCCKUUCGCCGAGGAGGGCAACCUCACCAUCAAGCAGAGGCCCAAGGUYGGAGGGCCGCCCAGGGCCGAGAGCACUGUGGAGAUCCCGGCAGACAAGAACRGGCCCACCAAGACAGCCCUGGAGGUGCCUGAGUUUAACCUGAAGGAGUCAGACACUGUGAAGCGGAGAUACAAGCCUAAAGACCAUGCUGGCAGCUCUKCCACCAGUGACWYUGAGGGCCAGAUAGYGUCAGACUCCAGUCCAGGCAGCAGGCCCCAGUCRCAGAGCUGUGAGGAGGUGAGUCUGGUCAGUCUGAGGAUCAGUGAGGCCAGUCUGGAGGMGCUGGAGAACCUAGCAGUGACAGGCACACCCCUCAAACCCCCCGUCUCCCCCAAGCCUCACAGCUCCCACGGACCCCCCGUCACAGCCCCAAAACCGUCCCGACACAGUCUGGCUGCUGCUACAGGUAACUUAUUACACGUGGAAUCUCAUUAUUAUGUCUUUCUGUUUUUAUUAUCAAUUCUGAAUUUCUGCUUUUGCUUCCUGUCCAACAGCCAUWGUGCCGCCCACUAUGACUGUCAACGUGGUACAYAGUCUUGCCUUCUCAGCCCCACCAUCACCCACACCCAGCCGGUGUCCCCCAGCCCCAGGGCUUCAGWGCCAGGCAGCCCAGACAGGCAAGCCCCAGGUCUGUGUGGURGGCCCAGGCCCAGGYGUAGAGUCUGGCCCGGGGRUAGAGGUGGUGCAGCAYCAGAGGCUGGAGCAGACCAGCACCUCUCUGGAGGCAGCACUGCAGGCUGUGGAGAGAAAACUCACCCAGGAGGACAGCACUGACGGUGGGGCUAACACAYUGAAGUCAGCGGGCAACAUUCUGGAUGACAUUGGCAACAUGUUUGAUGACCUUGCUGACCAGCUGGAUGCCAUGCUGGACUAAGCCCUCUAUCCACUCCACUGACCAGCCUACUGACCCUUGACCCUUCACCUCAGGAAGUACUAAUGACCAUGAGAGGGAGAAUGGAGCAGGUCACCCCACCUAAGUGUUAUCUCCGACCCCGACYCCCUUAAAACUACAGACCAACCCCCACCACCAGACUAACAGAAAACAUAUGGGACUACAUUGUAGGAUGUGCCAUGGACUGGGAUGGUUUUAAUGAACAGUGUGGAUCCAUCUCCCUCCUCCCUGCCUCCAUGUUGCCCCUUCCUCUCCUUUCAACACCAGCACUUAACUCUGCUCUACAGUGCAUUGGCAUCAGUCACAACAACCCUGUUGGUUUCAACACAGGGCCUGACUGACUGACUGUAGAUACAUGAGGGGUGGACAACAUACUGUACCAGUACACCGUUGUAUUGGGUUGUUUCAUAUAACACGAGUUAAACUGUGUUGUCCUUUUUAUUCUACCCAACAUCCUCCAUUUCUUCGUCAUGUUGGUGUGCCUUUCUUUCCCUCCUUUCUCACAGUAUCCACCUCUGUGUAAAGUCAUUGUUUGGCCACUGUAGCAGUAGAAAGAGAGAGAGAGAGAGAGAGAGAGAGAGACAAUGGGGAGAAGUGUUUUUAUACUGUCCUAUAAAGGAACCAUUCCUAGACAGAAUAUUACCAUACACUACCAUUUGUAUUAGACGCUGUAUCUGUCAUUUGACCUUUGUAUUUCACUAUGUCUGACCAAUCAAUUGGACCUUGUUGAUAUUUUCAAUACUCUUGUAUUUUAUCCAUUUUCUACCAAGUUGACCACAAUGAAAGUGUGUUUGUGUCUUCCUCAAGGCAUGGUGCCAGUACGUUUGUGUCUUCCUCAAGGCAUGGUGCCAGUACGUUUGUGCUGUUAAUCUUUAGUAAUCAUUCUUUAGUAAUACAGAAUGACUAGAUGCUAUAUCAUGUCUGGUUUUAUGAAGCUAUGUAAAACAUGUAGAAGUGCUGGAUAAUAUUGUUUAUACAAAAGGGAAGAAGACCUUUGCUCGUCAAAGCAUAUUUAGCUGUCGUCACUGUCCACACUGUCAGUAUAAGGAGUUAUACGUGCUUUGUACAGCCGAGGGAUGACAUGCAAGAUAUUAAUAAUGUACACUAUUUUUGAAAGAAAAACAUUUUAAUGUAGAUUAGUCCAACUAGUAUUUAAAUUAGAGUAUCUAAAUAUGUAUAUUGUAUACUUAUAGGUAUAUCUGGGAGCAGAAUCAUAUUCAACCAAAGUUCUUUGUACAGAUUUUCCUUCAAUAUUUUCAAUAUUUCCAUAAAAUGCAGAACCAUUGUUAAGGGGUUCUGGUCUUCCUUAUUGUAACAUGAAUGAAAUUAAUUAUCUACAUGGUCAUCAAAAAUUGUCUGUUUUUUUCCCUGUCAAACAUGUUCCAUAUUUGGGCAUGCUACAGUACUUCUAGCAGGGGGAAUGAACUCUUCUAUGCUGUGUUUCUAUCUUCCUCAUGAACUUUCAAAUUAUUAACCCUGACUUGUAUGAUUGUGUAGUGUCCUCUGUACUGUAAAUGUUUGUGUCGUUUCAGUGUGAAUGUGAUCCCUGGCUGUAACCUGGGUUUCAUCUCUGUCGUUCUCAGGAAUGUCACACCUACUCAGUUCAAGCUGCUCUCACAUUAAACACGCACACCUGGCYUUUGUGUUAUGGAAGGAGGAACAGUGGUUUUGAAGAGGUGAGGUGAAGGAGAGCCUUGCGUGAAUGUGAAAGAGGUCUGUGUGUCUCAGACGGAACUGAGACCUGCUAGAGGCACCUUAUUUAAGAUGGGUCUGUGGAUAUAUGUUAUAUUGUCUUGAGUUAUCAACAUCUGUCCUUUUUCAUCCAGCUGGAUCUUCAUUUGGUUACAGUUAACCAUUAAAUAUUCAAGUCUGA